AUGAGGCAAUGGUUUCGGCUCGGCACCGAUGAAUUGUUGUUUGCAAAAGCCAGAGAGUUUCAGAGACGUUACUCCUUGAAUACCAACUGUUAUAAGAAUCACAUUCGAUUAGCAGCUGGAUAUUGCCACAUGCCUGUGAUUAUACUGCAGAAUCCAUGCAACAACCACACCAAAGAUUUCUAUGACAUGUUCACGCAAAAUUCUGCUUUGAAGAUCAUUCGAGACAUCCUCGAAGACAUUGGCCUGAACAUCGAUGACGUUCCCAUCUUGGACUUAUGUCCAAUGAUCAGCGACCAAUGGGCGCAGACUAGAGCUCAAAGUGGACACUCAAAAGAAGUUUUGCAAGCGAUAUAUGACGCGUACGACUUAACAACUCAAUACCUAGAGGUACUGCAACCCGCCACAGUCAUCGUCUUGCAGUGUGCUACCAACCAAUCCGCGGUGGGAAAACAUCCUUUUCUUGGGAACGUGAAUCAUCCGGUUGCUCAACGCCUAUGCUCCUCUAUGGAUGAGGCAAUGGGCAGAAAAUCCCGAGUCGAGCAGAUUGUUCAUCACCAGGUUCGCAUGGUGGCUGGCUUUCAUCCCAGUAGGAUCUGGCAUGAAUCAGAUCCUGCCUUGAGGAAGAUCCUUGCCACAACACUUCGUGAUAUAUUGUCUUCUGUUUAUGUACCGUACGCGCAACAAAUCGGUACGCCUUAA
Aspergillus homomorphus CBS 101889 is the source of this 699-nucleotide messenger RNA. RefSeq lists its product as uncharacterized. The record is from RefSeq and is a predicted model, not a curated record. The coding region runs from base 1 to 699 and encodes 232 amino acids. The transcript has a single exon. NCBI's taxonomy places the organism in Eukaryota, Fungi, Ascomycota, Eurotiomycetes, Eurotiales, Aspergillaceae.